CUAAAAUUAUGUACAGAGAGAGAAAGAGAGAGAGGGACCUGAGUUCUGUUAUCUUCUUAGUAGAUUCCUGUUGUCAGGGUCUCAGAGGGGGUGGGGGGGUUGGCAAAAUCCUGGAGCCAGAAGAGAGGACAGCGGCAUUGAUCAAUCUUACUGCUAACAUGUUGUACCUGGAAAACAAUGCCCAGACUCAAUUUAGUGAGCCACAGUACACGAACCUGGGGCUCCUGAACAGCAUGGACCAGCAGAUCCAGAACGGCUCGUCGUCCACCAGCCCCUACAACACAGACCACGCGCAGAACAGUGUCACGGCGCCGUCGCCCUACGCGCAGCCCAGCUCCACCUUCGAUGCCCUCUCUCCAUCCCCCGCCAUCCCCUCCAACACUGACUACCCGGGUCCGCACAGCUUCGACGUGUCCUUCCAGCAGUCCAGCACCGCCAAGUCGGCCACCUGGACGUAUUCCACUGAACUGAAGAAACUGUACUGCCAAAUUGCAAAGACAUGUCCCAUCCAGAUCAAGGUGAUGACCCCACCUCCACAGGGCGCUGUCAUCCGUGCCAUGCCUGUCUACAAGAAAGCUGAGCAUGUCACCGAGGUGGUGAAACGGUGCCCCAACCACGAGCUGAGCCGUGAAUUCAAUGAGGGACAGAUUGCCCCUCCCAGUCAUUUGAUUCGAGUAGAAGGAAACAGCCAUGCACAGUAUGUAGAAGACCCCAUCACAGGAAGACAGAGUGUGUUGGUACCUUAUGAGCCACCGCAGGUUGGCACUGAAUUCACGACAGUCCUGUACAAUUUCAUGUGUAACAGCAGUUGUGUUGGAGGGAUGAACCGCCGUCCAAUUUUAAUCAUUGUUACUCUGGAAACCAGAGAUGGGCAAGUCCUGGGCCGACGCUGCUUUGAGGCCCGGAUCUGUGCUUGCCCAGGGAGAGACCGGAAGGCGGAUGAAGACAGCAUCAGGAAGCAGCAGGUGUCGGACAGCGCAAAGAACGGUGACGGUACGAAGCGCCCUUUUCGUCAGAACACACAUGGCAUCCAGAUGACAUCCAUUAAGAAACGGAGGUCCCCAGAUGAUGAGCUGUUAUAUUUACCAGUGAGGGGCCGCGAGACCUAUGAAAUGCUGCUGAAGAUCAAGGAGUCGCUGGAACUCAUGCAGUAUCUGCCUCAGCACACGAUCGAGACCUACAGGCAGCAGCAGCAGCAGCAACACCAGCAUCUACUUCAGAAACAUCUCCUUUCAGCCUGCUUCAGGAAUGAGCUUGUGGAGCCCCGGAGAGAAACCCCGAGACAGUCUGACGUCUUCUUUAGACAUUCCAGCCCUCCAAACCGAUCAGUGUACCCAUAGAGCCCCAUAUCUGUAUUUGGAGCGUGUGUUUCUUGUGUUCCCGUGAACAUGUGUGCACACGCAUGCGUGUGUGUGCAUGUGCGUGUGUGUUUGUGUGUGUCCAGCCCUUGUAAGCAGGACUUGAAGACGCUUUGGCUCAGAGACCUAACUGCUCAAAGGCACACAGCCACUAGUAAGAAAAUCUUCUGAAGGGACUCAAAACUUAAAGAAAGGAUGUUUCCUGCAGAUUCUGCAUCUUUAGAUCUAGCACUGGGCAGUCAGGAACCCCCACGUUUGUCUGUGAGCUUUUGUGUUGUUCUUAGAAGGGAGGGGAUCAGAUUGGAAAGAGGGGCAUUAAGAUGUUUAUUGGAACCCUUUUCUGUUACCCUCUGUUGUGUUUUUGAAACUCUUAAAGAAACUUUUGAGCAGGUCUCAAAUGUAAGAUGUCUUUUUAAGAAAAGGAGAAAAAAGUUGUUCUUGUCUGUGCAUAAGAAAAUUGUAGGCGACUGAGAGCCUCAGUCAGGCCUUUUUAAUGCUGGUCAUGCAAUAAUAUUGCAAAUAAUAACACACUAAGGUGUCACGUGUACUGCUGGACAGAGAGGUUAUAAUUAUUACAAGUAGCCAAUGGGGGGGGUUCUUUUCUUCUUUUUGAGAAUUUGCAUUAUCAGUCUCCUCUCCUCAUAUGUAGAUAAAAAGUUCAUGAACACUGUCAGAUCCGACUAGAGUCACCUUGUUGGUAUCUGAUAUGAUAGUCCUCCUUGCCCACAGAAAUCCUUGAGCCCCAUAUCCAAAGCUGUUGUCUACACCCCAAGGCAAACAAACUUAAUUAUGUCAUUUUAAUAGGAGGGUAAAACCACUCCAGUAAUAUUGUUCUGGGCAGUUCUAGAUCAAAAUGGAGUUCAAAGUCUUCUCCACAAGAUCUCUGACUAAUUUGUUUAUUGAAGCCCCUAUCUCUCAGCCCCACCACAGAACUGGCCAUAUGGCUAACUGUUUACACCCUUUUGUUCAGGACACUUACGUUUUAUUUAAGUGAUGUCCACACAAACACAUGUUCAAAUCAACACUCCUGGUCUGAAACUUAAAAAGAUAGAAAGGGUGGCUGACUUUCUUUUUCUCUCUUUCUUUUCUUUUUUUCUCAAAGAGUUUAGAGAAUCUAUUUCUUUCCAUUUUAAAAACGUAUUUUAAAAUGAUGGUAUGAAGACUUUACAAAUCUUCCCCCACGUCUCCCCACACCAGAUCACCAGCCCUUUAUUCUGUGUUAUCACAGCAAUGAUUUCUUGUUUUUGAGGCUGUUGCUUUAUGGAUGUGUGAUUUUAAUUUUCAAUAAACUUUUGCAUCUUGGUUCA
Messenger RNA from Neogale vison (American mink), 2665 nucleotides. RefSeq names its product tumor protein p63 (gene TP63). Gene Ontology annotation, molecular function: RNA polymerase II cis-regulatory region sequence-specific DNA binding; DNA-binding transcription factor activity, RNA polymerase II-specific; protein binding. The transcript has 9 exons. Lineage: Eukaryota; Metazoa; Chordata; Mammalia; Carnivora; Mustelidae. Gene Ontology annotation, biological process: regulation of transcription by RNA polymerase II; protein tetramerization; apoptotic process. Bases 9 to 1340 code for a protein of 443 amino acids. Gene Ontology annotation, cellular component: nucleus. The record is from RefSeq and is a predicted model, not a curated record.